CUCGGGAGCCUGGUGCUGCUGCGUGGAGUCCUCAUGGUGAGUCCCAUGUGCUUCCUGCUCCAUAGGAAGGCCUUCUGCCAGCAUCAUGUCAUCUCCCAUUCCUACUGUGAACACAUGGCCGUGGUGAAGCUGGUAUGUGAGGACACCAGAGUCAAUGCUGCCUACGGCCUCUCUGUGGCCUUGUCAGUGAUAGGAGCUGACCUCACGGUGAUUGUUGUGUCCUACACCAUGAUCCUGCGAGAGAUAACGAAGCUGUCGUCAUCAAACACACAGCUCAAGACCUUUAACACGUGUGUAUCACAUGUCUGCGUCCUCCUCACAUUUUAUGUCUCUGGACUCUUCACAUUCCUUGCCCACCGGUUUGGACACAGCAUCCCUCAGCACAUCCAUAUAUUGGUGGCCAACCUCUACAUGCUGGUGCCCUCCACUUUAAACCCCAUCAUUUAUGGGCUGAGAACCAAGAAACUCAGGAACAAGAUAGUUGUCCUCUUCCAGCAAAGGGGAAUCUGA
This is a messenger RNA of Lagopus leucura (white-tailed ptarmigan), 510 nucleotides long. RefSeq names its product olfactory receptor 52L1-like. Gene Ontology annotation, molecular function: olfactory receptor activity. The record is from RefSeq and is a predicted model, not a curated record. Gene Ontology annotation, biological process: G protein-coupled receptor signaling pathway. The transcript has a single exon. NCBI's taxonomy places the organism in Eukaryota, Metazoa, Chordata, Aves, Galliformes, Phasianidae. Gene Ontology annotation, cellular component: membrane. The annotation marks the transcript as partial.